Molecule: messenger RNA, 282 nt
Organism: Pochonia chlamydosporia 170
Lineage: Eukaryota; Fungi; Ascomycota; Sordariomycetes; Hypocreales; Clavicipitaceae
Exons: 1
Coding region: 1-282 (93 amino acids)
Source: RefSeq, a predicted model, not a curated record
AUGUCCGCUGCAGCUAAUGACCUGCAGCCAAUGCGCCACUCGCAAGUAGCACCCAACACGAUUCAGCCGUCUCGUAGUCGUCCAAAUGUUACAUGCAGCAACUUGGUUAGAUGUUGUGUUACGUCAAUGAGCUUCCGUCCAGAUCUUCCCAAAUGUGCCAGUUGGUUCAAAUCUUGUUGCCACCGCCCUGACUCCGCAUCCAUUCACCUGGACAAAUUAAACGCGAUAGGAACAAACGUCAGUCUGCGGCACAGUCUAUCCCGUGCUCCGGCCCGCGGAUGA